UCGCGUGGCGGGAAUCCGUGGCGCCAUGGAAUGCUCGGAAUGGAUUCCUGGAAGCUGAAUGCGGGCACAUUCCGGCAACAGCAGCAGCAGCGAGGAUUUCAAGUGAUAACGGCAGCUACACGACUGUUCACAGAGCGUGGAAGCCGAUGCUGGCCCUGUGGAAUUCAAUUCCAAUCUCAGCAUUGUCUUGUAUCCCGAUCCCAAGCUCCGCGGGAGGAACAUCCGCAUCAAUUCCUUCGAUGAUAAUGUCAAGAAGCUUAUGCUGGACGUGACGUACAGGAGAGAUGGAGUAGGCUUGUCCGCUCCACAAGUAUGCGUCAAUGCCAGGCUCAUGGUGUACGUUUUCGUGAAUCCAAUGAUUGCCAAGUUUGGGAAAGAGCGAGAAGCUGAUACUUUAGAAGGAUGCCUACCUUUUUACAGCACUCAAGCCGAUGUUUAGAGACUGAUAUCGAUCCGAGUUGAAAGCUCAAGACAUCAACGGGAAGAAAUUUGGUACCGCCUUCAGGGGCUGGACUGCUCGAAUUUUCCGACAUGAGUAUGAUCACCUGGAGGGUGUCCUUUACAUCGACCAGAUGACUCCAAAAUCACUGAACUCAAUUGGACAAGAACUUUUGAUAAGAGAUUCCAUAAUUGUAUGUGCCCUCAUGUCGGCUUUGUUUGCAGAAUCUGGAAAAUUUGAGAAGAGGUCUGGGACGCCUCGUCCCGAUGCGGUUAAAGACAAACUGUUAAGUUUGAUUCCGCUCGUCUCGUGCGAAGAUGCUCGGUUCGAUUACGCGCUCCGUUUUCAACUUACCGGAAACUCCAGCUGGCGAAGAACAAUAAGCCUAAAAGCGAAUCCAACCGAGCGAGUUUCAGAGUUGACGAUCCCGCGCCACACGAACUACCAUCUGAAAGCGAUAUGGCCGACCUUCAUAUCAUCCUGGUUAACGCUGAGAAGAGAAUCAGAGCACUGACUGCCUCCAAAACUACAUCGGUGAAAAAGGCCAGAAGAAGUGUGAAGAAGAAACAUGGCCAGCUAUGUGAAGCUCCAUUGGGCGGGCCUUUUGUGUUGCCUCUCUCGAGGAGCCCAAGGAGGAGCUCUUGUUUUCCUGAAGUUCUUUCAUACCCGACAACGGUUUAUAGCAGCAAGGCUGACGCAAUGCAGUUCCGAGGAAGAGUUGUGGCCAUCACGGGUUGAUAGAUGGAGGUUUAGCAGUCCAGAUGAAGACCUUUCUAUUGGCUCGAGCACUUCAGCAGAUUUCGGUCAGAUUACCGGUCAGAAUUCGGUCUUAAGGAGAGAGAGUUUGGAAUCGGACCUUUGGGACGACUUCGUUAUUCUCCAGUGCUUUAAUUCAAGCAAGAUACUCGAGCAACGUUGCGGCAGAAAGAAAGUGCAGCGCUCCGGGCGAGGAAGUGGUCUGAGUCUUCCGGACGGAGGCGCGAAAAUGAGGAUAUGUCCGGGAAACCAGGUGUAUCAACACAGGGAAGGCCGAGUCGCGACUCAGGAAUUCAAACGCAACAACAGAGGUGGCAGCGAAAGUUCCGAAAGAUCAGCGUCCGGAAUCGGGAGAAGCAACUAGACGACGGCCAGGAUGUUGAGAUCGGCGUGGAAGGCUAGCAGGCAAAGUACACAGUGUGGGCGCUAACCUCGUGUUUUUGCAAACACUUGCAGGAGGAUACGAGCGGGAUUGAAGUUUCCGCGGUUGCCGAGUUGUUUCCAGAAGACUUAGCACUCUAUAAAAUCCUCUUUUUGAUGAGGAGUUGUGGUAAGUCGGAAUUUCAUGUUUUAAAGCUAUCCUCUUAUUCUUCUCUUCGCUCUUGAACUUCGACAUUGUGAGGCUUUUUCCAGUAUGGGCACUCGUGUCGCAGAUGAUAGAUGCUAUCUCGUAGCACACUAUACGAGCGUGUGGUCGUACCUGUGGCCUCACAUCUCGCAUUCUUUGGACGUCGGGAGUGUGAACUUGGAUUGGAGGGCGAGAUUUUCUCUGUUUAUGCUCUGGAGCGUGAGGUCUGUCUCUCAACCGCUGAAGCACUUUGGAAGAUGGGUGGAGAAGGCAAUUAACCUUUGUGCAUCCAAUGGAGGAAUUCUCAGGACCUUGUAUACUCUUUCGAUGGAUCCACAAGCGCUUGUUGAUCCUUCCGAGGAUUCGGAGAGCUACCUAACUUUCAACGGCCACAUGGAACCAAGAAUCAGCCUCCUCCAAGCCCCUUCGUCUCAGCGUCUGUGUCUUUCAUGUCCAGACUCCAAAGCGGUAGCAGAUGUUUGUGCUAUGGCGUCUAAGGUUGCGUAUGAGAACCCGAAGUUCAUCGAAUUUGUCGUGAAUCAGAAUUGGAAGAUGCAUCUACUAGGAACUUACAACUGUUGGAACGAGUUUCAGAAAAAAAACUCGACUCAAGCAUUCAUCUUCGCGGACCGGGAAACUGACGCCGGAGCCAUCGUUCUUGCCUUCCGGGGAACGGAAGCCUUCAAUGCAUACGACUGGUGCACAGACUUGGAUUUCUCCUGGUACGAGCUCCCGCAGCUCGGCCGUGUCCAUCUCGGAUUCCUCGAAGCACUGGGGCUGGGCGACAGGAACAGGAUGCAAAGCUUCCAGAGGUUGAAGCAGAACAUCUACGAGAACUCGAGGACUCCGUUGCCACAGAGUCCAACAUCUGUAUUACCCGACUUUGUCCUCAGCGAUGAGACGAAGCUGCUCGCAUACGACCACAUCAGUGCGGAGCUCGUCACCAUCCUCCGGAAACACAGCACCGGUCACAGCCGCGGCGCUCUGGCGACUCUCUUCACCGCCAUGCUCUUCUACAACCGGGAAGAGAAUCGAGUUUUUUACAACACCGAGGACGACGUUGCCAGGAGGCUCGCGGCGCUCUAUACGUUUGGCCAGCCCCGCGUUGGGGACAAGAGCUUUGCGUCCGUCAUGGACACCAGCUUAAACAAGCCAACCAUGAGGUACUUUAGAGUUGUCUACAAUAACGAUAUGGUAGCUCGAGUUCCCUUCGACAACUCUCUGUUUGGCUUCAAGCAUUUCGGGAAUUGCUGCUACUUCACUUACAACUACACCCUCCAGAUCCUUCCAGACGAGCCAUUUCGCAAUUUCUUCUCCCCGGUUUACAUGGUGCUGUCCCGGCUUUACGCGCUGUUCGAGCUCGUCCAGAGCUUCUUCAUGAGCUAUAGAUAUGGCGGGGAGUUUAGCGAGACGAGGUUGUCCACUGUGGCAAGGAUUGCAGGCUUGCUCGUGCCUGGGAUCGCCGGCCACAGCUUGGUGAAUUACAUCAACUGCGUCAGGCUGGGGCCCGACCAUCUCGAUCCGGCGUGCCUGCAAAACACGCAGUGGGAUAAAUCCCAGUAAGCAUCGCAACUUCGUACAUGUCAAAUAAAACUUACACAUGGUGUCA
Molecule: messenger RNA, 3372 nt
Organism: Selaginella moellendorffii
Lineage: Eukaryota; Viridiplantae; Streptophyta; Lycopodiopsida; Selaginellales; Selaginellaceae
Exons: 10
Coding region: 1830-3326 (498 amino acids)
Biological process (GO): lipid metabolic process
Molecular function (GO): triacylglycerol lipase activity
Source: RefSeq, a predicted model, not a curated record